ACCGCGCGGUAUUUAAGGUAUGGCGCGGGCGGGAGGGUGCUUGUAGGUGUUUCAGACACAUUAUUUUUCUUCCUGGAGCGGUUGCCAGUUAUCAUUGUAAGCAGUCUUUCCUGCUCUCCGCUAAAUACCGCUACUUCCCCCUCAUCUCCGCAUCUGGCCGAGGUGAACGUCUGAAGAUGAUCUCGAUCAACAAACAGAGGCCAGGCGACGCGGCUUCGGAGAUCACAAAGAAAGCUCUUUCAGGAACUACCCAAGGUGCUGCUUCAGUCAGGAGAACACUGCAAGUCCUCCAGCCAUCUGUGAUAAAUGAGAACCACGGAAGAGGGCGAGAGCCAGGAAAGGCCCCCCCAAAGAGGAAGCUGUGGGGAGCCAAGCAGGUAAAGGGCUCAAAGAGGGUCAAAGCUGAAGUGGCGGUGAAAGACCAAAAUGCUGAAAAUGAUGCUGUGGCUGAGGGGACGGCGAAGGGCAGCUAUGAGCUGAUGGUCAAAGAGACCCCUCCGUCUACCUACUGGAAGGAGGUUGCUGAGGAGAGGCGUAAAGCUCUGUCCAACGUCCUUCUGGAGAAUGAAAGGUUGCAUAAAGACAUAGAAGCCAAGGAAGUACAGAUCUCCAAGCUGAGGAGUGAGAAUGAGGAGCUGCAGGAGCUGGUUCAGCAUGUCCAGCACAUGGCCGACAUGAUCGAGAGGUUAACUGGAAAGAGCCCACAGAGCCUGGAUGAUCUACAAGAGCUUGCUUUUGAUGGAGAGGAUGAGGAUGCUGCAGAGAGUGAAGAUGAUGAUGAUGCAGAGAGUGAUGAUGAUGCUGCUGCAAAUAGUGAAGCUGAAGAUGAGUCAAGUGUCUGUAGUGAGGAAGACCCAGAAGAAAAGUGAUUAUGCUUGUCUGUGGAACUGAAGACCCGUAAAGAGGCCAUUUUUACUGUCUGUGGACCUGCUGUUGUGUGAAAUGUAACUUAUGACUUUUUUGCAAGUGGGUGUAAUUAAGGCCCCCCCCCCCUUUUUUUUUUUUAAGUCGCUUGACACUAGCCUUGAUUUGCCAAUUGCUUUGUUUACUGACCAGUGCUGCCAUGCUACUUUGCCAUGGAUGUUGAUGCACAUUCUGUAUAUACUGUAAAUGUGACUUAAACUGUAAAAUAAAAGUACUUUUUACACAGCCA
Messenger RNA from Paramormyrops kingsleyae, 1153 nucleotides. It is a transcript of the gene gmnn, whose product is annotated as geminin DNA replication inhibitor. Gene Ontology annotation, cellular component: nucleus. The record is from RefSeq and is a predicted model, not a curated record. Lineage: Eukaryota; Metazoa; Chordata; Actinopteri; Osteoglossiformes; Mormyridae. Gene Ontology annotation, biological process: negative regulation of DNA replication; negative regulation of cell cycle.